GUAGCCUAACCAAACUCCGAGCGCUCAGCGCAGAUGCUCAUGUGAUCUCUUCGGGCGAAUCAGAGCACACGACAACUGCAGAAUAUAUCAUUUUUAAGCACCAGCGUACGGAUUCAUGAAGGACGACCUAGAUGUUUGGUCAAUGUACGAGUGUCUUUGAAAAAAAGGAGGUUUAGUUGUUAUAAGGCUAUUCGGCAGCUGUCGUAGGCCGAGACAGUUGAACAGCAUCAAGGUGCUUUACACAUCAGAGGCGAAAGGAUCUUAAUCAGAAUCAGUAUCCGUCGGCAUGUUGUGUAGCGGGAUGAUGUCGAGUACAGCUCUGCGGACGAUGAUGCUGCUCCUGGCGGUCCAGCUUCUCUGCCUCAGACCGAUAAGCGCCGAGCAAGAGUCUGGUACAGUAAUUCCUGCUGAGAGCCGACCAUGUGUGGAUUGUCAUGCCUUUGAAUUCAUGCAGAGGGCUCUGCAAGACUUAAAGAAGACCGCCUUUAACCUGGACUCACGGACGGAGAGCUUGGUGUUGCGGGCAGAGCAGAGGGCCCUGUGUGACUGCAUGCCUGGCACCACUCUGCGCUGAGCAGACCACACUCCACCAUGGCCGUCUCCGGGUGCCAAGGUUGGGCACCUCUCACCUGGGCACGCACCAAGACAUGACACAAUGACGUUACUUCCUCACCUGACUAGAAGAUCCCAUCCACCAGCACCUUAUCAUUGCAGAUACUUUAUUCACAAUAAUCAUUCUCUCUCUCUCUCUCUCUCUUUCUCUCUCUCGCUUUCUCUCUCGCUUUCUCUCUGUCUAGGCAUACCUCUUUUUAUUGUCUCUCUUCGUCCUUUUGCUCCAUGCUGAAAGAGGACUUUAUAUGACUUCACUUCACUUUUCCCCGUCUACAUUUCAUGCUGACAUAAUGGAAACAGAGCUCGACCCAAGUAGCCUCCUCUUUUCAUAAGCGUCUCCCUUCCUCUACUUGUCAACUGGAACGUCGGAACAUUUUGUAGGUCAACAUGUCUCACCAUGCAUAUUAUUUGCACAGUAGAGUAGGUGUCUUUGCACACUAUGUACUUAAAGAUAGAAAUGUUCAGAUCAUUGUAUUAAGAAACUAUUUAGAUUAUUACUUUAUUCCACUGUCAUUUUAACAGAAUUGUAUCCGUAGCAGAAAUGAUAACUCUGUGAAAGACCACUUACAAUGUACUAAUGCAUUAUAGAAAUUCCGCUCAUAUAUGAUGUGAUUAUUUUAGAUGUAGAAUAGAGAUAGAGUUGUUUGACAGCAUGGAGAUUGUUUUGUCUAGUAAAGGACAUACGUCCUAUUAAGACCAUUUGGGGGUGAAUUGUAUUGAUUUGUACGGACACCGAAUACCACUUUUUAAAAAUCAAAGUUUUGAUUUUGUAUGACUCAUUGAGGGUUUGUGGGAUUUAAUUUCUGUGGUAGAUUUAAGAUAAACAGUUUAAUUGGUAUAAAGUAUAGUUAAACAUGGUAUUCACAGUAUUGGUAUUCUGCUAAGAAAAAAACGAAUUGUUUUCCAGAAACAAUGUUCUAUCAGUGCUAUUUUGUAGUAAUCUAACUACAGCAAAUCAGACUGUGAACCCUCUUUUGAGUUGUACUAGCUCUGAAAAAAAAAUACAUGGCUACAAAUACUUGUUAUGAGUAUACCUGUAUGUUUACAAUGUUGAUAGGCUGAUACAAACAAAUAAAGUAAUACUUUAGAAUUUA
Molecule: messenger RNA, 1706 nt
Organism: Sardina pilchardus (European sardine)
Lineage: Eukaryota; Metazoa; Chordata; Actinopteri; Clupeiformes; Clupeidae
Gene: nicol1
Product: NELL2 interacting cell ontogeny regulator 1
Exons: 4
Coding region: 287-574 (95 amino acids)
Source: RefSeq, a predicted model, not a curated record